AUGAACCUCCUAACCUCCCUCCUCGCCCUCAACCUCACUCUCUCCGCCAUAGUCGCCGCCGACUGCCACAACGGCGACCGAUCCUGCGGCAGCGACUGGUGGAUCGUUGAAUGCAGAGACAACAAGGUCGAGAACGUCGAUUACUGCGGCAAGAAAAGUGAGCAAAAAGCCAUCCGAAACUCGUGUCCAGACGCUAAUAUGCCAUGA
Messenger RNA from Parastagonospora nodorum SN15, 207 nucleotides. RefSeq lists its product as hypothetical. The coding region runs from base 1 to 207 and encodes 68 amino acids. The record is from RefSeq and is a predicted model, not a curated record. NCBI's taxonomy places the organism in Eukaryota, Fungi, Ascomycota, Dothideomycetes, Pleosporales, Phaeosphaeriaceae. The transcript has a single exon.